Messenger RNA from Mucor mucedo, 2223 nucleotides. RefSeq names its product putative ubiquinone biosynthesis protein. The record is from RefSeq and is a predicted model, not a curated record. Gene Ontology annotation, cellular component: mitochondrion. The annotation marks the transcript as partial. The transcript is spliced from 4 exons. Lineage: Eukaryota; Fungi; Mucoromycota; Mucoromycetes; Mucorales; Mucoraceae.
UAUUAUUAUUUUUCCUUCCCGUGAAAACAUAUAUACCAGUAUGCACCGAGUUUCACUGCUUCGAUUACGACCACAUGCCCUAAACAAACCUUUGCACAUUUGCUUAAGAACAAGUCUCCGAACCACUGCCAAACCUUCUCUCUCAGUACCUUUAUUGUCAGCCUUGGGAUUCACUCAUGUCGAUAAGAAGAAGGCUGUGCGUAUAGGUUCACGGGAAGUACCAGCAACUCCCUCCGAAAUUGAGUAUGCAGAGACACACGUCAAGUCCAAAUACACCGUUGUGCGCAUUUGUCAAGCCAUUGUCAGGUUUCUUGAUGAUUGGCUUUUGGAGCCCAUCAUGACCAUACGUCGUUUGGCUCAUAUUUUGGUGCUAUUCAUACCCGUAGCUUCCACUGUCCCCAUUAUCUUUUUCGGCCAAAAAGUAGAGAAUGAUGAUACAGCAGGAACCAUAUGGUGGUAUGAUUUCUUGGCCACACAAAUGGAACGAGCAGGCCCUACCUUUAUCAAGCUCGCUCAAUGGGUCGCCUCCAGAACAGAUCUUUUCCCCUUGGCAUUAUGUGCCAGAUUAUCUAAACUUCACUCCAACGUCGACCCACACCCUUUUAGUUACACCAAGCAAGUGCUGGAAGAAGCAUUCGGCAGACCCUUGGAUCAAGUCUUUUCCGACUUGGAUCCUGUGCCCUUGGGCGUAGGCGCUAUUGCCCAAGUCUAUAAAGCCAGAUUAAGACCAGGCGUCUUAUUGGAUCAUCCCGAGGAAAAGUUCACUUUACAAGAAAAUAUCAUUACUUCGGAUUCCGUACAAACGUUGGAUCGGGAUGGAAACUCGGUGGUUUUACAUACGGCUGUCGCAAUCAAAGUACUACAUCCAAAAGCAAGACAGAUCGUUCAACGGGAUCUAAUUAUUAUGAAUUACUGUGCUAAAAUACUGACGUUAAUACCCACCAUUCAAUGGCUUUCUUUGCCUGAUGAGGUCCGCGUGUUUGGAGAGAUGAUGAAGGAACAAUUGGAUCUAAGAGGAGAAGCACACAACUUGCAACGGUUCAAUCAACACUUUAAAGACUCCCUGAACGUCAAAAUACCAAAACCAUUAUUAGCUUUUACAACCAAGGAUAUGUUGAUGGAGGAAUACGAGCGAGGUAUCCCAUUGGAUGUGUUUUUAAAACAAGCUUCUUGGGCGAGAGAAUUCGAUGUACAAGGCGUAUUUGAUCAUAAAAUUGCAGAUAUUGGAUUAAAUGCUUUCUUGCACAUGUUGAUCUUUUAUAAUUUUGUGCAUGCGGAUUUACAUCCGGGUAAUAUCAUGGUAGAGUUUUAUAAGCCUUCAGCGCAUCAUCCCUUACGGUCCGCAUGGUCAAAACUGAUUGGAAAAGAGGUAAAAGACGAUGGAGAACUGGCAGUGAACAGAGUCUUGGCAGUCAAGGAUGAUCCCACUGCGUUACAACGAGAAUUAGAGCAAUUACAAUUAGAAGGGUAUUCACCCCGGCUCGUGUUUAUUGAUACAGGCUUAGUCAACGAAUUGAACCAGGUGAACCGACGUAAUUUCUUGGACCUGUUUCAAGCGAUAGCACAAUUUGAUGGAUAUAAAACAGGAGAGUUAAUGGUGGAGAGAUGUAAAUCACCUGAGCUUGUGAUUCACCCGGAUGUGUUUGCACUCAGAAUGCAAAAUCUGAUUAUUGGAUUGAAACAGAAUACAUUUCAUUUAGGUGCAGUCAAGAUUGGGAGUUUGUUACACGAAACCAUGAAUAUGGUUAGAUCGCAUCAUGUAAGAUUAGAAGGUGAUUUUGUAAAUAUAGUGGUGAGUAUCAUGUUAUUAGAAGGUAUCGGUCGACAAUUAAAUCCAGAUUUGGAUUUAUUGAAAAAUUCGCUACCCGUUUUACGAGACUACAGUAUCAAGGAAGGCGGAAAAAAGGCCUUGGAAAAUAUGAAGGAUCCUCAAUUAAACAGUGGGCAUUGGAUAAAAGUUUGGAUAUUUCUUGAGCUCCGAAAUUAUCUCGGCAGAAAUACCCGUGAUGAAGAAUGGCUCCAACUCUGUGAUAUUCUUUGUCCCAACAACUGAUUAUAAAUAAAUAUGUCAAACCUGGUCUUUAAAAAAUCUUUUUUUUUUUUUUUUUUCUUCUUCUCUUGAUUUUAUUUAUACAUGAUACCCGCCAUAGAUACCCAAAAGAAUAAUGAUGGUCAACUAUGGAGUAUUAUAGAAAAGCAACGUAUCAUUAUCUUGGAGUUACA